GCGCCGCCCGCCCCAAAAAUGGCGGAGGGGCGCGCCCGCCGCGCGGGGGCCGACGGGAAGAAGUUCGAACGGCGCGGGCGGGCCGCGGCGGCCAUGGCGGAGGAGGCGCCGGAGGACGCGGCGGUGCGGACCCUGCCCAGCCUCAGGCGGCUCUCCCGGGCUCUGCCCUUCGGCCGCAGCCACGGCCGCCUCGGCGUCAGCCCCGGCGGGCGCCUCAUUGUGCCGGCGCUGUGCUCUCAGGAAAAGGCGGACCCGCAGAAAACGGCGUUCCUGCUGCGUAAAGCCUGGACGCUGUACAGCGUGACCCCCCUGUUCGGCUUCCGCCGCGGCCGCCUCAGGGACUACGCGCGGCAGCUCGGCGCCUUCAUCGCCGCCGAGAAGCACAAGGGGCUGGCCGUGCAGGUGGGCGUCGAGCUGGACAUCAAGGCGGCCCUGUCCAGCCUUGCCGAGCUCCGGGGCAGCGAGCUGGACCAGGCUGCGCUCCUGGUGCAGCUCUUUUCGAGGUCACGAGCCUCCUCCAAGAACUCUGAGGACAAACCAGUGUGGAUGGGCUGGUUCUGCUCCGUGUUCGGAGACGACUUUUCCGAGAACGUGCCGGAGCACUUCACCUGCCUGCCCCUGUUCCUGAGCCACGGGGCCGAGAGCUACACCUCCUUGGUUGGCAGCUGGUUCCAGAAGACUUUCGACUGCUGCUUCCGCCGCCUGGCCAUCAGCCCGCUGAACCUCAGCUGGAUGGUGGCCAUGUGGGCUGGCUGCAAGCUGGACAGAGCCGCCUCCGCCGUGGAACUGCUCUUCUCCGUGCCCCGCCUGUUGCAGCCCCUGGAUAUCUCCUACGCCAUCCACCCAGAGGAUGCCAAAGCUCUGUGGGACACGGUGCAAAAAACGCCAGGGGAGAUCACCCAAGAGGAGGUGGAUGUCUUCAUGGACUGCCUUUAUGCCCACUUCCACAGGCACUUCAAGAUCCACUUGUCAGCUGCCAAGCUGGUGAAGGUUUCCACAGCGAUUGCCUCGGCACACUGUGAUGGGAUUGUAAAGAUUCUACACAGCCAGUACCUGCCUGGAGUGCUGAUGCUACUGACUGAACUCGCAAUCGCUCAGAUACAGUGAGAGCCAUUUCAGUAGCUCCUCAUACUAAAAAGGCUUUGUUUGGACAGUCUGUGCUGAGAAACCACCAGGAAACUUACUCCUGCAGCAUCUUCUCCCCUCUCAUUCUGGCUGUCCAAAGUCAGACUGCAGCUCCAGCACUUGGCUGUGUCAUUCCAUGCACGGCGAAGUCAAGCGGACAUUUGGCCCUGAAGAAGGGCUGCAGUGCAAACUUGUGACAGCAUCCUGAGCAGCUUUGUUUUCUCAGACUCACUCAUUUCAUUUAUGUAUCAGCUCAGAGACAAGCAGUGCAAGUUCUUGAUGCAACUUACUGCCAGGUAUUUCUGUUGUUCCAAAGUUGGUUUUCACUGGACAGCCUAAGCUACGCAGACCUUAGCCUUGGCUAAACCGUGACUAAUCUUGGGCUAGCCUAAAUGCAAAGUUCAGCACACCUGAGAAAAGGUGCAUGCUCUACAAUCCAGGCAGAAAAAUACAGGCUUCUGACUCCCUUUUUAACUCAUUAAGGGCACUUGGUAAUGGUGAUGAUGUUCAUUUAUGUCCCAGUUGGGCAUGAGAUGGGACAUGAGGCACUUGUCAGCCCAUUGGUCCUCCCAGACACAUUGAUUGAUAGGAAAGUGAUGUGUAGAUAAGCUUCAUAGUUACUAGGCUUUGUCCUGAUAUUUGUAAUCUUGGAUUUGUAAUCCUGUAGGCCAGAGAGCUCUCAGGGUUGGAGCUGUGCUAGAAUUUGAUAUUGGAUCCCUUCCUUCUGGAGCAGGUAAAAGUUCUGAGGGACAUUUAAGGAGCAGAAAGUAGCACCUGCUGAGACAUUUUUGUAAUACAGUACUAAAUAAAGAAAAUAUUUUCCAUCUUUUGUCUUAAGGAAAGACCACCACUGUCUAAAUAUAUCCUUGCAUGGAACUUAUUUCCAAUUACAGCUUAGCUGACCAAACCACUCCUUGUUACUUAUUAAAUGCUUCUGUGAGCAGCAAAAUUCCAAGUCUAGUUUCUUGCUUCCCACUUGUGCAGCACCUCUGGGAGCUGAUUUGUGUUAUGACCUUCUCCCAAACAGGGGUACAAGUUUCCUUUCUUUUCCCAGUAUAAAACUGCCUGACACAUGACAUAACUGCAAGCUGUUUCCAGAUUCUUUACUACUUGAAGAUGGAUUGGUUUUGCAUGUCAUGGUUGAAAUCUGUGGCAAUUCUUACCCUGGUAAAAGCAGCUAAGUGAUCUUCUGAAGGUCUUGGCAGCUACUUAAAACUAUCAUUUCUGAUGCUUUAGUUUCCUUUUUUGAAAUAUCUCAGACAAAGUUUGCUAUCUGGAGUCAGAAGAGCACUGGACAAAGGAGUGCAAGGUCUGGAAAUAACUGGUACCUGUACUUGGUUUCAAAAUAGGACUGUUACACCCAGGGCUAAGUUUUAAAUCUGAUGCUCAGCUCUUUCCAACCAAUUUGCAUAAAUAAUCUCUAAAAACCUCAAUUCUUAUAGCCUCUUUUAACCUCUUCCUUGUGUUGUCCUCACUGUUAAAUGCAGUUAAGUGAGCAGAGAUAAGAUUUAGCCAGAUAGCACAAAUCCUUCCUGCCAGAAAAAGCUGGUUCUGAGU
Molecule: messenger RNA, 2682 nt
Organism: Passer montanus (Eurasian tree sparrow)
Lineage: Eukaryota; Metazoa; Chordata; Aves; Passeriformes; Passeridae
Gene: CENPL
Product: centromere protein L
Exons: 4
Coding region: 19-1107 (362 amino acids)
Source: RefSeq, a predicted model, not a curated record